Molecule: messenger RNA, 1066 nt
Organism: Neocloeon triangulifer
Lineage: Eukaryota; Metazoa; Arthropoda; Insecta; Ephemeroptera; Baetidae
Product: peroxiredoxin-2-like
Exons: 7
Coding region: 277-987 (236 amino acids)
Biological process (GO): cellular response to stress; hydrogen peroxide catabolic process; cell redox homeostasis
Cellular component (GO): mitochondrion; cytosol
Molecular function (GO): thioredoxin peroxidase activity
Source: RefSeq, a predicted model, not a curated record
CCAUUGACCAACCAUUGACCAUUGACCAACCAAAACAAAAAGGGAACAAAAAAAAGCGAGACGAGACAGGCAGUCAGGCUAGUCGGGCACUUUAUAAAAUCAAAACAUCGAAGGUUAAAAAGAUCAAAAGACUUUGGGUUUUUUUAUUAAAAAACAAUUGCUGCUGAAGAGUACGUGCGGUGCACAACAUUCAUCAAGCGACUUCUGUUUACAUUGUUUUUGAUCAGUUUUUUUUUUUUAAUUUUGCUCACGUGAAUUUCAAAAAGCCGAGUGACAAUGUCUGCAGCUUUUUUCGGACGGAUGAUGGCUUUGCCAGUGAAGCACCUUAUCAGUAGGCCGCAAUUUAGCAGCAAAUCAACACCUUUGGUGACGAGGGCUUUCAGUACAGGAAUGCAACUGAAAGCCGCUGUAGUGCAAAAGCCGGCUCCAGACUUCAAAGGAGUUGCCGUUGUCAACGGAGACUUCAAGGACAUCAAACUCGCAGAUUAUAAGGGCAAAUACCUCGUCCUCUUCUUUUACCCUCUGGAUUUCACUUUUGUGUGCCCCACGGAAAUCAUUGCCUUCAGCGAUCGCAUCAAGGAAUUCCACGCGCUUAACACCGAAGUUGUCGGAGUUUCUACCGACUCGCACUUUUCCCACUUGGCCUGGAUAAACUCGCCAAGAAAGGAUGGUGGUCUCGGUGGACUUAACUACCCUCUUCUUGCAGACCUCAGCCAAAAAAUCAGUACCGCGUAUGGUGUGCUCAUAGAAAAUGAGGGAAUCUCUCUGAGAGGUCUUUUUAUCAUAGACCCAACUGGAACUCUUCGGCAAAUUACUAUAAACGACCUGCCUGUUGGUCGUAGUGUGGACGAGACUUUGAGACUCAUCAAAGCCUUCCAAUUUGUUGAGAAGCACGGAGAAGUUUGCCCUGCAAACUGGACCCCCGAUUCUCCGACCAUCAAACCGAAUCCAAAAGGUUCAAAGGAGUACUUCAACAAAGUUAACUAAUCUGAAGCUGCGGAAGAGACUUCUCGCCUCAUCAUGUAUGUACAAAUAAUAAAAUUCCACGUGAUUUAUUCGUGAUCGA